Messenger RNA from Petromyzon marinus (sea lamprey), 1436 nucleotides. The record is from RefSeq and is a predicted model, not a curated record. Lineage: Eukaryota; Metazoa; Chordata; Hyperoartia; Petromyzontiformes; Petromyzontidae.
UGUUAGUUAGACUACUAGUUAUUAGUUACACUACUAGUUAGUGUAGUUAGACUGUUAGUUAGACUACUAGUUAUUAGUUACACUACUAGUUAGACUACUAGUUACACUACUAGUUAGUGUAGUUAGUGAGAAUCAUUCUACUACAGCAACAACGUCGCCUCACCCGCCGACGGUUCGAGGUGGUGAGUUGUCCACAUCCGUUGAGUUUGCUGCAUCAGCAUCAUCAUCCACCACCGCACACAUGCUACGUCCCGUGAGGAUGUUUGUGUUGGAGGAUCGCCACGUGAUAGCCCGGCACGCCAGCGUCUACCCCACUUUGGCCGAGUUGGAGGCGGCUCAGUCGCUGGUCUCCACCUGUGAGAGGGCCCUCAAGCGCCUCGCAGACUCCCUGCACAGUGAUGCUGGUGCAGCAGCAGCAUCAGCAGCAGCAGGAGGUGCAGCAGCAUCAUCAUCAUCAGCAGCAUCAUCAUCAUCAGCAUCAUCAUCAGCAGCAUCAUCAUCAUCAGCAGGAGGUGUUGGUGUUGGUGUUGGGUCUCUGAGGAGCGUGGUGCGGGUGGGUCUGGUGGCCAAGGGCCUCCUCCUGCGUGGCGACCAGCGGCUCCGCCUCGUGCUGCUGUGCCACCAGGCGCCCACCGUGCAGCUGCUGCUGCACGCUGCACAGCGCCUGCCGGAGCACCUUGAGGCGGUGAAUGGUGAGGGCGUGGAACGCUACUCCGUGACGGUGCAGCAGGAGGAUGCCUGCCUGAUUGUCUCUCGCAGCAGCGACCCACAGCUCUCACUCAGCAUCACACUCACCUCGCCAGCACUCACCUCGCCAGCAGUUGCCCUGGAUGCGGUACUGCCACCUACUCCUCCUACUCCUACUCCUCCUCCUCCUCCUCCUCCCCAUGCCUCCGUCACCUCCACCGCUCCGCUGCUGGAUGAGGCUCCGUGUCUUCGUGCGUUGGCGUCUCUUCGCCACACUAAAUGGUUCCAGGCAAGAGCGAACCCACUCAAGUCGUGUGUUGUGGUCAUCCGGGUCAUCAGGGACGUCUGCAAUCGAAUUCCCAUUUGGGCACCGCUCCAGGGAUGGGCCUUGCAGCUGCUGUGUGAGAAGGCUCUGGGCACAGCUCCACGUCCACUGGGGCCGGGCGAGGCCCUCCGUAGGGUCCUGGAAACCCUCGCAUCCGGGAUCAUCCUGCACGAGGGUCCCGGUCUGAGCGAUCCGUGCGAGAAAACUCCCACGGAUGCCCUCGCUAAGCUGAGCCAGCAGCAGCGUGAAGACAUCACACACAGUGCCCAGCAUGCCCUGCGCCUGAUGGCGUUUGGCCAGGUCCACAAAGUGUUGGGCAUGGACCCCCUCCCGUCAGCCCGGCCACAACUCCUGCUGCUGCACCAGCAGAGGAGUGGUGAGGAGCGUGGUGAGGAGCGUGGUGAGGAGCGUGGUGAGGAGCGUG